Actinia tenebrosa (Australian red waratah sea anemone) is the source of this 2292-nucleotide messenger RNA. Its product is annotated as acetylcholinesterase-like. The record is from RefSeq and is a predicted model, not a curated record. Lineage: Eukaryota; Metazoa; Cnidaria; Anthozoa; Actiniaria; Actiniidae.
CACCUCACACGUUGUUUGGUGGGACAUAAAACUGAGACACAUUCACCAGACAGUAUCAGAGAAUAUCACCUGUCAGCAGGACUUACAUUGGCUACACAACGAUGUCAGYGUUGUACAUCUUUCUCUUCCUUUCUCUCCUGUAUCAUCAUGUUUUACUCGCGUCUGUAACACCGAUAAGAGUCUCAACACAACAAGGUGAUGUACUUGGGAAAGAAGAGGCUGUUCAAUUACACAAUGGACAAACGAAGACCGUGUACAAGUUCUUGGGUAUUCCAUAUGCUCAAAAGCCAACAGGAUGUCUUCGUUUCAAAGUCCCACUACCUCUUAUGAACAAAAGGCCAAACGACUAUGACGCCACAUACUACCGACCAAUAUGUUUCCAAAUAUUGGAUAAUAAAGCUUACCUUGAUUCAAUGAAAUUGGCCUGGYCUGGGUUUAACGUUAGUGAAAAUAUGAGCGAAGAUUGUCUUUUUCUGAACAUCUAUACUCCAAGUACGAAGUGCACGAGGAAAUAUCCAGUGAUGGUCCAUAUUCAUGGAGGAAGCUAUUUUUCAGGCACCCCUAUUCGUGAUAUAUCCCCAGGCGAGUAUCUUCCAACACAAGGUGUUGUUCUUGUUACCAUCCAGUACAGACUCGGAGCGUUUGGGUUCUUUAGCACGGGGGACUCAGAAGCACCGGGGAAUUUGGGUCUACUCGACCAAAUAGAGGCCCUUAAAUGGAUUCGAGACAAUAUUGAUGGUUUUUGUGGAAAUAAAAGUAGCGUCACUCUCCUUGGUGAAAGCGCAGGAGGAUCGAGUGUCUCAUUACAUUAUUUAUCAUCUCUGUCCAAGAAUCUGUUCCAUCGUGGAAUAGCUGUCAGCGGCGUUGCCUUAACUCCUUUUGCCUCCAAACCAAAAGCUAGUGUUUUAAAAGCCAGCAAGACUUUUAUUAAAGGUUUAGGCUGCGAAAGACAAAACUCACAAUUAACCCUCCAUUGCUUACGAAACUCAUCCAGAAGCGAUAUCAUUAAAAUCAACAAAGAUCCAAAUAGUAUACAGCCAUUCGUUGACAAUUACUUCCUACUAGAUGAACCUAGAAAGUUAUUGGAAAAAGGGGAAUUCCAUAAGCUUCCACUGAUGUCGGGUUUUGUCAGCAACGAAGGAACAAAUAUGUUCACUGCUAAACCGAAUAUAAACAAUAUUGCCGACUACAGAAACAACAUGGAUAAAAGGCUUUUUACCCCGGCUAUCUUAAAUUUUUCCAAGCAGGAGGCGCCUAUUGCUUUUGACGCUCUUGCGUCCCAGUACACGCCUUGGGAUGACUUGGAAAGUUCUGAAGCAUAUGAAAAGAAUUACAUAGAUAUGUUAAGUGACUACAUGGUUAUUGCGCCAACCCAUGAUGUCUUAUCCUUCCAUAGUCAUCAUCGUUCUACAACUUACAUGUUUGAGUUCGCCCAUCGCUCUCGUAAACUUACAAGAGAACCAUGGAAGGGAGUGACGCAUGAAGAUACAACUGCCUACAAGUUUGGUUUACCGUUACUAAAAUCACCCAAAACGAACCUGCGCUUUGAUGAUGAUGACAGAGCUGUCAGUAWGAAGAUGGUGACUCUAUUCACAAAUUUCGCUAAAUCUGGUAACCCUAAUAGUCCUAGCCCCGUAAAGGGAGUGGAGUGGGAUGCUUUCGAAACAUGCAACAAAACUUUCCUGAAAUUCCAGAAAACCCCUGCCAUGACCAGCAAGUACUAUCCAAUAAGAAUGRCGUUCUUGAACCACUACUUUCGGAAACUAUUUCCACGUACGAAAAGUAAAUCCUGGCAUGAUCAAUGCAAGAAUAGCGAAACUGCUAGACCAGUACAAUCACCUAAAGAUGACUCAAACCCCRCUACUUUUGUGCGUGGAGCUCCGAACCCUGAAAUAGUACUUUGGUGAGAAAGUGUGAGCUUCCACUUUCUCUCACGUUGGAUACCAACUGCUCACCGGAAAAGAAAAAAAAAAUUACUAAGUCUAUACACCAAAUGGCAAAAUGGCAACCAAUUUGCAUAGCUAUGUCCUGGACUGAGUAGUCUACAAUACAUGUGAAAACGAUGCUAGUCAGUCCAGGACAAUAAUUAUUCACAAUGGUAUCCCAAUCUAAAUAAAAUAAAAUAAUUUAAAUUAAACUUAGAAGCCGUUAUCAAAAAGCGCUAAAAGGGGAUUGGGCUUUUGGGUAAUCWAAAGAAAUAACAGUGUAACUUCGGGCAUUCCACAGGAAGCCCGUUUAAUAAAUUGCUUGUGAAAAACACAUAAUAAAGGAUGAAUAUCGGUAAUGACAAAA